AUGGCGCGUUCCGUCAAUCAGGGCCACAAGCGCCUCUUUGCGCUCAUUGCCCUACUCCCCUUUUGGCUCAGCUUCGCUGCUUUCACUAUCAGCCCGACUGCACAUGCCCAUAUCGUAGACGGCAUCGCUGCUCGUCCUCAGGACCCUUCUCGCAAGUCACUUGCCUGGGGUCCCGAACACGCUAACAAGGUCUUUGCUGAUCUAGAUGCCACCGCCGAUGUUGCUGCCACCAAGCGAGGCCUCGACUCAUCCCGCAAGCGUGCCUACGCCGCCGCUAUCCACUACGUCAACGCUGAGGAUGGCCCUAAGAAUCCCUACUCGGUGGCCACCCGCCUCGCAAAGCACCUCCUCGGGUAUGCCAACGGCCUCGCUCCCUCUGGCCACGACUUUUACGUCCGUCCCGAUUCUUACACCGACCCAUCCAGUGGUAUCUCGCACUAUUUUGUCCGACAGCUCGUCAAUGGUCUUGAGGUCGCUGAUGGUGAUCUCAAUAUCAAUAUUUCGCCCGAGGGCAAGAUCCUCUCCUUCGGCUCCACCCUGUUUACCGGACACGCCCCUCCUCCCUUUACCAACCCGGGUGUCUCCUCGUCCGAAGCAGCAACCGAAGCCCAGCUUGAGCAGCGUUGCAAUCAGCUCCGCUCCGAGCUUGAGCCUCUCCUCUACCCCGAGACUCCCUCCGCCGAGUAUACUGAAUCUCGUGGUGCCGACUGGGCCAAUAACAACGAAGCUUACGUUCGCGGUGGUGUCCACCAAUACGUUUUUGACCGCCUCUCGAGCCCCGCUACCGAGCACGCACCACACCGCGUCAACGUAGACCCUGCCAUUGUGCUGCCUCUCCAGGAGGAGCUUCACGAUCUCUGCGGCGUCCCCUCUGACGACCCGCUUCUCCAGGGUGCAGACCUUUCUUCGCGCAUCACCGGUGCUCUCCCGUAUCUGCGUGCUAAGCGCGACGUCCAUGGCCCCGAGUCUAUCGUUGACCCUCGCCUUGCCCUCAUCUACUUCCUCAAGCAAGCCACCCCUGAUGAGGCACUUGCUGCGCGCCUCUCGGACCCGCACGCUGCCGAAAUCGAGGCUGCUCAGAUCGCUACCUCUUUCGAGCACAAGCUCCAGCCCCACGCAGGCAAGACGGACUCGGGCGUUCAAGCCUCUUACACUCAGAUCGAGUACCUUCACAACGUCCCCACUGCCAAGGGUCCGGUGCCUGCGCAGCUCGCCUACGUCCAGACCGAAGCCGACGGUCUUAACCUUGUGUGGAAGUUCCAGAUCCCUCUGGAGGACAAUGCGUACGAAGCCUAUGCUGACGCACACCGACCAGGUAGCAUCAGCACGGUCGUUGAUUGGGUUCACAGCAUGCCCCGUCCCCGCGCAAACAAAGCUGCCAAACCUGCCAAAUUGGCUACUCUCGGUCGCCCCGAGUUUGGCGAUCGCAAGCUGCCUGAGCUUGGUCGUCCCGACUUUUCCGGCUACCACCCCACCAAGUCUUCCCAAUCUUCCAAAGCCGAUGAACCUGACUCCCUGAGCCAUGAUCCCGUAUACCGCGUUUUCAAGUGGGGUCUCAACGACCCCACCGAGGGCAAGCGAUCCAACGAAAAGGGCGAGCGCUACCAGGAGGCUUCUCCCCUCGGCUGGCACACGGUGCCCGGCAAGCAUUCGCCUUUCUCGUCGCUCGGUGCGGACGAUGCUCGCUGGGUCGUAGGCAAUAACACUAUCUACACUGACACGCGAGGCAACAACGUUUUUGCUCAAGCUGACCCAUCGGGCAACGGCGAAUGGAAGUCGACUAAUCUCAAGCGGCCCAAGGGCCGUCUGAGCGAAGACAAGUCGACCGACAUGUUGUUCGACUAUCCUUACAAGUGGCGCAAGUCGGAGAAGAAGCAUGCCGAGCUUCCUCCUACCGACUACGUUGCAGCUGCCACCGUCCAGCUCUUUGUCACCAUCAAUGAGUACCACGACCUGCUCUACGCAUACGGUUUCGACGAGGUUUCUGGCAACUUCCAGGAGCACAAUUUUGGCCGCGGCGGUGAAGCCUACGACGGCGUCAUUGCUUUCGCCCAAGAUGGUGCUGGAACCGACAAUGCUGAUUUUAUGACACCACCUGACGGCCAGCGCGGCAGGAUGCGCAUGUACGUUUGGGACCAGUCAACUCCGUAUCGUGAUGGAGACUUUGAAGCUGGCAUCGUCAUCCACGAGUACAGCCAUGGUCUUUCCACGCGUCUGACUGGAGGUCCUGCCAACAGUGGCUGCCUCGGUUGGGGUGAGUCUGGAGGCAUGGGCGAAGGAUGGGGUGACGCACUUGCCUCGAUCAUCCGUCGAACCGGAGCGGCUCCUCACGACUGGCCUAUGGGCUCGUGGGCUUCGAACCGCGUCAAGGGUAUUCGCAACUAUCCCUACUCGACCAACAAGACGAUCAAUCCAGAGACCUACUCUUACUUGGACCACGCCGGCUACUGGGGCGUCCACGCCAUCGGCGAGGUGUGGGCCACCAUGCUCAACGAGGUCGAGGAAGCGCUGGUGUUUGAGCACGGUUUCACCACCAAUCUGUUCCCUCCUGCUACCAACGCCACCGCCGAGGAGCAGCGAGUGUUCUUCCUCGAUGAUGAAGAGUUGGCUUCGCUCGGCAAGCACCGCGUGAGCAAGCGACGUGUUCCUCGCCACGGAAACUCGUUGUUGGUGCAGCUCAUCCUGGACGGAAUGAAGCUUCAGCCAUGCCGACCGAGCUUCUUUGAUGCGCGUGAUGCAAUUGUACAGGCCGACAAGCACCUCACGGGCGGUCAGAACAAGUGUCUACUUUGGAAGGCGUUCGCUAAGCGCGGUCUGGGUACUGAUGCCAGCGUCAUCGGACGCACACCAUGGGGUGGAGGAAAGCGUACUGAUGGCUACGCCGUGCCGCAUGACUGCAAGACUGACUCGGAAUCAGCCUAG
Mycosarcoma maydis (corn smut) is the source of this 2922-nucleotide messenger RNA. RefSeq lists its product as uncharacterized. The coding region runs from base 1 to 2922 and encodes 973 amino acids. The record is from RefSeq and is a predicted model, not a curated record. The transcript has a single exon. Gene Ontology annotation, molecular function: zinc ion binding; metalloendopeptidase activity. Lineage: Eukaryota; Fungi; Basidiomycota; Ustilaginomycetes; Ustilaginales.